Spodoptera litura is the source of this 849-nucleotide messenger RNA. RefSeq names its product mitochondrial ribosomal protein L11 (gene mRpL11). The record is from RefSeq and is a predicted model, not a curated record. Gene Ontology annotation, molecular function: large ribosomal subunit rRNA binding; structural constituent of ribosome. NCBI's taxonomy places the organism in Eukaryota, Metazoa, Arthropoda, Insecta, Lepidoptera, Noctuidae. Gene Ontology annotation, cellular component: mitochondrial large ribosomal subunit; ribosome. Gene Ontology annotation, biological process: translation.
CGAUUCAAUUCACUUAUCAAAGUUAUCAAAACCGAAUACAAAAUCAAAUGAGAUAGAUUCUCAUUCUGUGUGGAAAAAUAUUGUUUUUUAUUUCGUUACUGUUUCUAAUAAGUUCUAUCGAAGAAGAAUAAUAAUUGUGAUAGAAUUCUGACUUAAGUGAAGUGAUUUUCAUUCAUUACCAUGUCUAAAUCGGUCGCCAGAUUAAAAUCUAUGAAGAAAGUUGCGGACAAAAUUGACCAUAGUUCGAAAUUACGCACAAAUAUUCCUGCGGGUAUGGCUGCAGCAGGUCCACCUUUGGGUCCUAUGCUCGGCCAGAGAAACAUCAAUAUAGCAGCGUUUUGCAAAGAUUUCAACGAACGUACGGCCAAUAUAAAGCAGGGAAUACCGCUACCAACGAGGGUGAAGGUUAAUGCUGAUCGUUCCUAUCAACUUGUUAUUCACCAACCUCCUGCAUCAUAUUUCCUGAAGCAAGCUGCUGGUAUAAGCAGAGGUGCUAUGGAACCCGUGAAAGAAAUAAGUGGGAAAAUAACAUUCAAGCAUUUAUAUGAGAUAGCCAAAAUAAAGUCGCAGGACCCAACACUGGAGUGGAAGUCAUUGCAAGAGAUCUGUGUCAUGUUGAUAGCAACUGCAAGAACCUGUGGAAUAGAAAUUGUCAAAGAGUUGGACCCAAAGGAAUAUGGUGAGUUCCUGCAAGAAAGGAAAAAGGUAGUUGAAGAACAAAAGAAGUUGCUGCAAGAAAAACGAGAAGCUAAGAUGUUGAGAACUGCUUAAUUUGUUAUUACAUAAUGUAUAUAGGUAGUGAAUGUUAUUAGGAUAUAGUUUGAGAUAAUAUAAGAAAUCUGUUUCAAA